AAGAAAAAAUGGCGACAUCCAUGAGAAACGGCGUGAGUGCGGUCAAACGAGUAGGCCUAGUUCCUCUGCUUAUUCGAGGCCAAACCAGACCUUUUCGGACUUCUUCCGUUCUUGUUAAAGAUCAUCUGUGUCAUCCAUGUAUAAAUGUCCUCUCAGGUCAAGGAUUGGCAUUCAGGCAUCUUGGCGUUCCUUCUCAAACCUUCUCAUCCAACCCCCAACGAUGGCUGAGCACCUCCCAUAGGUUGUGCAGCGAGACGUCCGACCAACCUGCCGAAGAGGCCGAGCAGCUGCACAGCAUUAUUCAAGAUUCAGAAACGGUCACUGGGACGCCAGAGAAUCAUGAGUUUCAAGCCGAGACGAGGAUGUUGCUAGAUAUUGUGGCCAAGUCGCUGUAUUCGGAGAAUGAGGUUUUCAUCCGGGAGCUUAUAUCCAAUGCCAGCGACGCCCUGGAGAAGCUGCGCUACCUAUCAUUAACCUCUGGGUCAGGGGUCAGCGGGGACCUGCCCUUGGAGAUCCACAUAGCAACCAAUCAGGAAGCUGGAACUUUCACAAUUCAGGACACUGGCGUUGGGAUGACUUUACAAGAAAUGAUCGACAAUCUGGGCACUAUAGCGAGAUCGGGCUCCAAGGCGUUUCUGGAGGAGUUGCAGAAGGACGGUCAGACAGGGUCGACUGGUGGCAGCAUCGUGGGUCAGUUCGGGGUGGGUUUCUACUCGGCGUUCAUGGUGGGGGACCACGUGGAUGUCUACUCUAAGUCCCACCAGCCAGACUCCAAGGCUUACCGCUGGUCAUCUGACGGGACUGGCAACUAUGACAUCGUUGAAGCGGACGGGGUCCAACUGGGCACCAAGAUCGUCAUCCAUCUCAAGAAGGACUGCUGGAGAUUUGCUAUGGAGGCAGAUGUCAAAGAAAUCAUCAGUAAACAUAGCACGUUUGUGGGCAUGCCGAUCUUUCUGAAUGGCAAGCUGAUGAACACCACACAGGCCUUGUGGACAAAGGAGCCGCGCGAAGUGUCCGACCAGCAGCAUGAAGAGUUCUACCAGUUCCUGACCCACAAUUCCUACGACAAGCCACGCUACACGCUGCACUACAAGACUGAUGCACCGCUCAACAUUCGCAGCCUGUUCUACGUCCCCAGCAGGCCCCCUGCCAUGUGGGAGCUCAGUCAGGACCACUCGGGGGGUGUGGCUCUGUACAGUAGGCGGGUGCUUAUCCAGCAGAAGGCAGACAAGAUACUGCCCAAGUGGUUCCGAUUUAUUCAAGGUGUUGUAGACAGCGAGGACAUCCCACUAAACCUGAGCCGAGAGCUACUGCAAGAUAGCGCCCUCAUCAGGAAGUUGAGGAUGGUGAUCACAAGUCGUCUUGUGCGCUUCCUGCUGGACCAACGCAAGAAGGAUCCCAAGACAUACGAGCAAUUCUUCACGGAAUACGGGACGUUUCUACGGGAGGGUAUCAUCUCAUCUAGUGAACAGGCUGAAAAGGAGGAGAUAGGCAAACUCCUCUGCUUCGAGACUUCGGCCCAGUCAGCUGGAAGCCUAACCAGCCUGCAAGACUACGCAUCUCGCAUGAAGGCCGGCCAGCGCAAUAUAUACUACAUAUGUGCUCCGAGCCGGGAGUUGGCCGAGUCAUCGCCGUACUUUGAGGCCUUCCAGCGUCAAGGCCAUGAGGUGUUGUUCUGCUACGCCGAGUACGAUGAGCUGACCAUGCUGCAGCUGCGGGAAUUUGACCGCAAGCUGCUGACCUCGGUGGAGAGCGAGAUGGCCGUGCAGAACGCUGGCGCGGAGACCAGCGACACGGAGACAGUCGAAGGCAGCCUGACGGAGGAGGAAUCGGACUCUCUCAUCACCUACAUGAAAGAUGUCUUAGGCACCAAGGUGGCUAAUGUCAAGGUGACCCAACGUCUGGCCCAGCACCCUGCCAUGGUGACGGUGGCCGAGAUGGGGGCGGCGCGUCAUUUCCUGCGCACCGCGCUGAAGAAUCGCAGCGAGGAGGAGAAGCUGCAACUGCUCCAACCCACGCUGGAGCUCAACGGCAGCCACCCCAUUGUGCAGAAGCUGUUUGCCCUGAAGACCAGCGAGCCAGCCUUGGCCAGACUACUCAGUGAACAGGUGUACGACAACGCCAUGAUUGCAGCCGGAUUGGUGGAUGACCCUCGACCGAUGCUGGGCCGCCUAACUGCAUUCAUGGAAAAAACGCUGGAAAAAUACUAAAAAAAAAAGAGGGACGGCUGUGACUUCCUCCUCUCUGUGCCAGUGGGCCGGCAUAUCCCAGACAGUAUACUUUUGUUUUUAACUAUUAAAGUUUGGUCUCAGAAAUGUAGACCAUUUCGGUGGUGAUGCAAGUCUGUAGUUACAUCAGUGCAUGCGUCAUUCGUUGGCCAUGGGGACGUUGGCACAGACCACUGGGGAGAUUAUAAGUAUUUGCCAAGUUUUUGAUGCAUUUUUAUAACAAACUGAAUGUAUAAAACAUUUGAGGGACUGAAUUCCUGACAGACUGUGGCACAUGAGCUGGGAUUGUUUUUGUGUCUGGUACAUACGGUCGCACCGUGGCCCGUAUAACUCUGUCCAUAGGUCCAGAUGGGAAAAGUAGAGGGGCGGGUUUCCUGGUUUCACCAGAAUUAGGCUCAGCCCACUGCACCAGGAAUGAUAACAGACGAAUUUUGAUGAAGUCAAAAUCUCAACUUUUUUUUUUUUAAUUGGUCAGCCAGUAGUAAUUUCAAUAGCCAACGUGGCCAAUAGCCAGUUCUAUAGUGUGCCUCCCUAAAGGGCAACAUCUGAUCAAUAGUGGACAUGAGGCGAGCAAUCCCAUAUGACUUCAGAUCCCUACUCAAAUAAAGAGCCAAAAAAGGGAGCCAGCAGAAGAGCUUACCAAAAAAAAAAUAAGGCUUUUAAAAUUUUAGUGAGGGAUUUGUUUGGGAUUUUUGGCUUUGUUUCGUCUUUUGGAAGCAUCUGCCUGGUUUGUACACCACAUGAGAUGGUGGGUCCGGGGGGAGGUCCCUCUGUGGUUAGAAAUUCAAGAAAAUACCUUACGUCACAAAGCAAGCAGUGACGUCCUUACUGUUUGAGGACUUUACUUCACUGAGAAACGGUCUAUUUUUGGUUGUUUAUUCCAAAAUCCCCAUCUCCAAGAAAUACCAGUUUCGUAAUGGUAAAAAGCACGUGGGAUGGAAAGACUCAACGUGACCGAUUAAACUUAAUCCAUUUCUGCUCCGUUCAAACAUGAUGGAGCCUCUUUUGAAGUGAUGAAUAUUCUAUCGACGUCCCCGAACUCUUAAGGCUGUCCAUAUUGAACUUUUUUUUUUCCACGUGCAGCUUGCUCACGAAGAAGAUUUGGAGGCUUACCAGAAAGUCCUUCCUCAAUCCCCUCCCCCAUCCUUCGAAGACGCAGAUGUUUCCGUGCGCAUCUGUGUAAAUUGAAAGCUGACCAUCAAAAAAUCAAGUGACAGAAAUCCUCUACAACCCAUCGUAGCACUAGAAAGCACUUUACACAAAGUUUCAGACUUUCAUAGCACAUGGCAUUCAAAAUGUUCUUUUGAUUUUUAUUAAGCAACUUUCAACAAUCCAGACGCACAUGGUAUGUACAAGGGCUGUCAUUUCAGCAUUCAAUUUCUGAAGUGCAUAUUUCAACACUAUUUACAUUGUAGAAAGGCACGUACGAAUGUGCUGUGCUGUAAUGUAGGGAUUUUUGAAAAACUACUUUGUGAUCGGGGAAGUUCAUUAAGAAAGGGAUUCCUUUGUAUUGCUUCAAUUUUUGUAUUUGCUUCUGUAGUCAUUUGUUGCUGAUCCUUCAACAGCAUGUGUCCUGAAUAAAGGGGGAAAAGAGAUGCCCGAAAA
Molecule: messenger RNA, 3833 nt
Organism: Acanthaster planci (crown-of-thorns starfish)
Lineage: Eukaryota; Metazoa; Echinodermata; Asteroidea; Valvatida; Acanthasteridae
Gene: trap1
Product: TNF receptor associated protein 1
Biological process (GO): protein folding
Molecular function (GO): ATP-dependent protein folding chaperone; ATP hydrolysis activity; ATP binding
Source: RefSeq, a predicted model, not a curated record